Wasmannia auropunctata (little fire ant) is the source of this 1284-nucleotide messenger RNA. It is a transcript of the gene Pdxk, whose product is annotated as pyridoxal kinase. Gene Ontology annotation, cellular component: cytosol. The record is from RefSeq and is a predicted model, not a curated record. Gene Ontology annotation, molecular function: pyridoxal kinase activity. Gene Ontology annotation, biological process: pyridoxal 5'-phosphate salvage. The transcript has 7 exons. NCBI's taxonomy places the organism in Eukaryota, Metazoa, Arthropoda, Insecta, Hymenoptera, Formicidae. The coding region runs from base 266 to 1159 and encodes 297 amino acids.
CCUUGAUGUAUCCUUGUUUAACAUUCGAUGAGCAACAAGAAUAAAAUGACACAUCGUGCGUUUCACGCGUGAAACGGAACGCAGUCCAGAUGACAGUCAAACAGAUUGCAUAAGCAACCUCGAGUCAUUCGAUUGUGGCGCAGCCGACAGCAAGUGCCAGUCGUAUACGAGAUACAAUACGUACGGUACGUGCAAGUCGCGCUGAUCAGCGGGCGUGAAUUAUUUACGAGCAGGUGCAUCAGAGACGCGAAUCAGCUGAUCAGCCAUGUGUUCCGCGAGGACGCCGCGCAUUCUCUCGAUCCAGAGUCACGUAGUAUCGGGAUACGUCGGCAACAAGAGCGCUACUUUCCCGUUGCAGUUAUUAGGCUUUGAGGUCGAUGCAAUUAAUUCAGUACAAUUGUCCAAUCAUACUGGCUACAAAGCAUUUAAGGGCCAAGUGCUCAAUGAUAAAGAUUUAGAGGAUCUAGUUGAUGGUCUAGCGCUAAAUGACUUGGACAAUUAUACACAUUUAUUAACUGGAUACAUCGGUUCUGCCUCUUUCUUGAAAAGAGUGGCGUUAUUAGUCACAAUGUUGAAGGCCAAAAAUCCAAAUCUUACUUAUGUUUGCGAUCCUGUUAUGGGUGACAAUGGCAAGUUGUAUGUCCCAGAGGCGUUGAAAGAAAUUUAUAAAGAGGAGAUAAUACCGUUGGCAGAUGUGGUAACUCCAAAUCAAUUUGAAUUAGAAUUACUCACAGAUGAAAAAGUUACCAGUAUGAGUGAACUGCAAAAUGCGAUUAAAAAAUUGCAUCAUAAUGGACCAAAAACUGUUGCCGUGUCGUCGACUGAUCUUAGCGACAAAUUGACGGCAGUAGUAAGCACGACGAAAGAUAACACAUUAAUAAAAGUAGAUAUUCCAAAAAUACCAGCGACUUUCACGGGUUCGGGAGAUCUCUUUGCCGCAUUAUUUCUUGCUCACGUGUACCUGCAAAGCGACAUGAAAGCCACCAUGGAGAAAACUAUAAAUUCUUUAUAUAGCGUACUGCUUAAUACGUACGAAUAUUCUAAAGUGUAUGUCGAAGAUAUCGAAGCGCAACCGGCUAGAAAAAUUGAGUUGCGACUCAUACAAAGUAAAGACUGUAUUGAAAACCCAAAAAUUCGUCUAUUUGCGGAAUCCUUAUAACAUACAUGAAAUUAUAGGAAAUAGUGUUAAGGAAAUGCUUACCAAAAAAAUGUUGCUUACCAAAAAUGUAGCCUUUUUAAAUUUUGUGAGGCUAUAUAUGUAUAUACAUAUAUAUAUACAUAGUU